This is a messenger RNA of Diaporthe citri, 771 nucleotides long. RefSeq lists its product as uncharacterized. The record is from RefSeq and is a predicted model, not a curated record. The coding region runs from base 1 to 771 and encodes 256 amino acids. The transcript has 2 exons. NCBI's taxonomy places the organism in Eukaryota, Fungi, Ascomycota, Sordariomycetes, Diaporthales, Diaporthaceae.
AUGGACUCCUUUCCCGUCAAGUUGCUCCUACCAGACCGGCCCGACUUCAUGGUCACUCCGGCCACCCAAUGCGUCUUUGAAGUCAUCAUCCCUCUGGGGAUUCCUCGGCUCAUCGAUACCUCACUCCCCGCUCCCCCAUACAUCGGCCUCGACGCUACGUAUAAUGGCAUGCAAAACCUUGUCCGGCCAACAAUGAGAGCCAUCAUGUCCGGGCUCCUGAGGGAGCUUUUGGGCAGUGACUAUCCAGUCUGCUCGCUCCUAGGGUCUGACCCGGAUGGGAACAUUUGCCAGUCCAACCGGGUUGGAGAGUGGUGGGACACCAAGGUCAUUCUAGACAAGGCCGAUCUCGACCUCAAGGCCGGAACCUGGAAGGACCAGUUCGGCGAAGAAGGGCAUGGGCCCAUCGACGCUCAAGAGGAAGGCAUCACCGCCAUUCGUAUAACACAGAACUUCACCUCCGGCGUUGUCCACUGGGAGCUGCCGGACGCGAUGCAUGGCCACUGGGAGCUGCCGGGCGAGCUGCACGGCCAGCAGGAGCUGCCGGGCGAGCUGCCGGACGAGCUGCCGGACGAGAUGUAUGGCCAGCAGGAGCUGCCGGACGAGAUGCAGAGCCACCAGGAGCUGCAUGCCGCGAUGAAUGUCCCUGUGGGCGGCUGGCAGAUCCACGGGCGCCAGCGCCUCCGGAGCCAGCCCCGCGGCUGCCACCGGAACCGCUUCCGCCGCCACCACCGUACUUGUCGAAGUCGAAAUAGUCGUUCAUCCAGUCAUUAG